AUGACAGUUCUUCCAGCAGCAGAUGCCCCAAUCCCGAUAUUCACCACCCUGCAAGAGCUGUAUGGCAGUCUAACGAUAGCCGCAAAACACGCAGGACGCUGGGACAAGCUCGUCAGAGAAUUCGAGACCAAGUUCGGGCAUAAACCCACCUAUGUCGCCCGUGCCCCCGGCCGAGUCAACUCACAUGAUGCAGGCGAACACAUAGAUUACGCCCACUUUGGCGUCUUUCCAGCCGCUAUCGAGCAUGAUAUUCUCAUUGCUUGUGCUCCGCGGCCCGCGUCCACUGCUACCGCUCAUCCUGAUCACCACCCGCCAGGCUCUGUAGUAGCCGAGAACCUGCAGACGCGUUAUACCCGUCAAGUCUUCACACCCACUCGCCGUCACACACUUGGCGAUGAUGUCCCCCCAGACGCUGUGCGCGUCGCCCCUUGGCAUUUGGAUAUCGAUAAGAGCGAGUUACGAUGGGAGAGUUAUGUCAAGGCGGGGUAUUAUGGCGUAUUGAACCACUUCUUCUCCCCAUCAUCCACAUGCCCCGUUCCUGUACCUGUUGACAUUCUUGUUACUGGUACCGUACCUCCAGGAUCUGGCCUUUCAAGCAGUGCGGCCAUGGUCGUCUCGAGUACGCUAGCAUUUUUGGCAGCCAACGGUAUUUUUGACGGAGAAAAUGCACCAACAAAGGGUGAGUUGGUCAACAUUGCGAUGGAGAAUGAGAGGCGGGUUGGGGUGAAUAGUGGAGGGAUGGACCAAUCAGCCUCUGUCAUCGCUCUUCCUGGCAGCGCACUAUAUGUUUCUUUCGUGCCUUCCCUCCAUGCAGAGCCAAUUGUGCUUCCGCGAAACGCGGUGUUUGUCUGUGCUAACAGGUGCGUUCAAUCAGCCCGUAUCGUCUCUAACAAAGCCGAAAGCGCUAAACACCAAUACAACCUACGAGUCGUCGAGACGCUCGGAGCUGCACGCGUUCCUCUCAAAUCAUCUCAACCUCCAAUCCUCGCGCGGAAGAGCGGCUUCCAUCGAGAUGAGCAAGAUGCGCCAAGGGAGGAUCUUGCGCAGCUGCGGAAAGGAUUAGAGGACAUUUUGGAAGGGAAUGUCCUGGACUUUUUGUUGUCCAAGGUCGAGGGGAGAACGAGCAUCACUCUGGAGGAGAUGAUUGAGAUGAGCGGGAUGGAUGAAGUUCAAUUUAGGGAGGUGUAUCUUUCGUGGGUAGAUGUCGAAACAACUCACUUUGAGCUGUACCUUCGUGCUAAGCACGUAUUUGAAGAGGCACUCAGAGUACUCCAGUUUAGGGAGGUUUGCUUAGGCGGAGGAGACGACGAGGAAUCCAAGCUCCAGACCCUCGGCAAACUUAUGAACGACUCGCACGAGAGUUGCAACAAGCAGUUCGACUGCUCCCAUCCCAAAGUGAACGACCUCGUUCAAGUCGCCCGGAACUUUGGGGAGGUGGACACGGGACGUGGGAAGGGGAGAGUAUAUGGGAGUCGUGUGACUGGCGCUGGCUGGGGCGGCUGCAUCGUCUCCCUCGUGCACCGAGAAGAUGUGGAUGCGUUUAUCGUCCAUGUGGAGAAGGGAUAUGCAUCGUAUGAAGGUAUGAGCGAUGAGGACCUUGCGGGCUGGGUGUUUGCGACAGAGCCGGGGAUGGGCGCGUGUGUGUUUAGGUGCACAGAUUGA
Molecule: messenger RNA, 1662 nt
Organism: Suillus paluster
Lineage: Eukaryota; Fungi; Basidiomycota; Agaricomycetes; Boletales; Suillaceae
Product: ribosomal protein S5 domain 2-type protein
Exons: 11
Coding region: 1-1662 (553 amino acids)
Biological process (GO): galactose metabolic process
Cellular component (GO): cytosol; cytoplasm
Molecular function (GO): galactokinase activity; ATP binding
Source: RefSeq, a predicted model, not a curated record